UUAGAGACUUUUAGAAUUGUACUACUUUGUGUAGAAAUUCAAACACAGCUGCCUUAAUAUUCCCAUCCUGGAGCAGUUGGUAGAUGUUUUGGGAAAUGGCUGUAAGGACUUGUCAAGCUAAAACGAGGUAAAUUUAAGCUGGUGUUGCUGGAUGGCUCAAAAUUCUCUACCCCACUCUUCCAGCCCAAAAAUAUUGCACAGCAGAAGUUGGCAAAACUUUGGUUUCUAAAACCAACAGCUGCUUACAUCCUUAUGCCUAAUUAUCGCAGGGCUUGGUAAAUAAAAGCUUCCCUGUGGAUGUAAUUGCAUUUGCCUGGUAGUCUUAGCUGACAUGGGGCAGGGCCAGGGAAGAGAAGACGAGAAGCAAAAGAAAACAUUCCUCUAGUUUGGAUUUUUCUUCUUCUGAGACUAGCUGUAGGCUGGGUUUAAUCAAACACGGUUAACUCAAAACUUUAGAGGGAGGGAAAGGGGAAAAGGAGAACAUUUGCAUGCAGUUGAGGAGGAACAGCUUUGGAACCAGUCAUGACUUGGAGACUCUUUGAAAGAUAAAUUUCAAGCAGAAUUUGUUGAUUCAACUUUAGGAGCAACAGGACUACUGUAAGUUUAGAGAAACUGUUAGAGACAGCUGGUUAAAGGAUGUUUGGUGCUUCUACCCCUCCUGGAAUUUAAAGGCAAUUUUCGUCUUCCGAAGAAGCAUCCAUCUUUUUGAGAAUGCCUGUGCUGAAUAGGUUUUUCAGUGUGUCGGACAAAGGUAGGCAGUGGGGGAUUGACGAAGAUCGGAUGCCCUUGUCCGCCGAGACCCUGCCUGUCUGUCAACAGGGAAUUCUAUCUUGGGGUUUGCCUGAGAAGUUCAGAAUCAUAAAGCUGAUUUGGAAAUCCAAAAAUGAGCUUGCGGAGACGAAGAGGAGAGGAGUUCCGGAAAGUGGAGGGAGUACUCAUGUUUUAUCAGGAGAUGUACGCCUGAGAGGUCAGACAGGGGUUCUUUCUGAGCGACGUGGUUCCUACCCAUUCAUAGACUUCCGUCUUCUUAACAAUACCAUUUACUCUGGAGAAAUUGGAACAAAGAAAAAAGUUAAGAGACUGCUAAGUUUUCAGAGAUACUUCCAUGCAUCCAGGCUAUUGCGUGGAAUCAUACCACAAGCCUCACUGUACUUAUUGGAUGAAGACUACCUUGGUCAAGCAAGGCAUAUGUUAUCCAAAGUGGGAAUGUGGGAUUUUGACAUUUUCCUGUUCGACCGCUUGACAAAUGGAAACAGCCUGGUAACCUUGUUGUGCCACCUUUUUAAUAUACAUGGACUUAUUCAUCAUUUUCAGUUAGAUAUGGUUACAUUAUACAGAUUUUUAGGUAUGGUGCAGGAAGAUUAUCACAGCCAAAACCCGUAUCACAAUGCUGUCCAUGCUGCUGAUGUCACGCAAGCUAUGCACUGCUACUUAAAAGAGGCCAAGCUUGCUAACUUCCUCACCCCUCUGGAUGUUAUGCUUGGAUUACUGGCUGCUGCAGCACAUGAUGUAGACCAUCCAGGAGUCAAUCAGCCAUUUUUGAUAAAAACUAAACAUCAUCUUGCCGGUUUAUAUCAGAAUGUCUCUGUAUUAGAAAACCAUCACUGGAGAUCUACAAUAGGCAUGCUUCGAGAAUCAAGGCUCCUUGCACAUCUGCCGAAAGAAGAGAGUCAUGACAUUGAACAACAGCUUGGUUCCCUGAUCUUGGCAACAGAUAUCAACAGGCAGAACGAAUUUUUGACCCAGCUGAAAGCUCAUCUAAAAAACCAGGACUUGAAAUUAGAGGAUGCUUCAGACAGGCAUUUUAUGCUCCAGAUUGCACUUAAGUGCGCAGACAUUUGUAAUCCUUGCCGGCUCUGGGAGUUGAGCAAACAGUGGAGUGAGCGAGUUUGUGAGGAAUUCUAUAGGCAAGGUGAUCUGGAGCAGAAAUUUGACUUGGAAAUAAGUCCUCUUUGUAAUCAGAAGAAAGACACAAUACCUAGUAUACAAAUUGGCUUCAUGACCUAUAUUGUGGAGCCACUCUUUGAAGAAUGGGCCAACUUUACUGGGAACACUCAUUUAUCUGAAAACAUGCUGAACCAUCUGAGAAGAAACAAGACCAAGUGGAAGAGAUUGCUCCCUAAGCAACAUGGCAUCCCCAUUGACCACUCACUUCAAAUUUCUGAAAACGAAGAGCAGACUUUUAAUGAAGGAGAAACCCCGUAGAGGUGGUACAGCAACAAAAUCCUACAGAUCUGUAGGCCCAUCAUCAAGACAGGAAAUCAAGAAAGCAGGAAAACUGAACAUGAAGUAACCUCCUAUUGGAAAACCUACAUUAUUUGUAGGUUUGAUUCUGAAGUGCCACCAAAUCUUCCUUCUUCAUCUUAAUAUCUGAAGCCAUUCGUCACCUCUGCUCUCAAGCUUGACUAAGAUAAUGAAGCUGGACUGAUAAGCAGGAACCAACUAAUAGGAGUAGUGGAGGACACAAAGAAAGACCAGUGCAUCUUGGGUUAUCAAGUUGCAUUAACUUUGUGUGAUAUUGAGACAGGUGUUGAACAAAGGCUUGGAGUAAUGUACAGUCAAUUGGCAGCUGGGCUGCACAUUAAAACUCACCACCAGCAUCAUCAGAACUCAGAGGACAUUUGGCCACACAGAGAGAAGUUUUAACUGACUAAAGUCUUUUAUAAUUUUUGUAUUUGAUGCACUGGAAAAGGCAUUUAAAGAACCUUGAAGUAAGGUUAUUCUGUGUACACAAUGAUUUUUUUCAUGGUGGUACCCAUUGAUCAUUUUAAGCCACUUUAGAUAAAAGACUGACAUUCUCACCGCAAGAACAAUGUUUCCUCUCGAAUCAAAAGGGAAGAGCUGUACAGUUUAAAUGUUCCCAGAUGUCUCUUUUGAUGGCUGUAUCUGUGGCCUGUUUAUAUUCGCACUUGUAUGUUUUUCAUUAUAUACACUUAUAUAUAUAUAUAUAUAUAUAUAUAUAUAUAUAUAUAUAUAUAUAUAUAUAUUCUCAUGCCAAAAUACAAGUAUCAUGGGAAAGCUACCGUAUAAGCAAUGGCACUGUGAACAAAAUACUGUUAGUUUUAGUAUUUGUAAAUACUAUUAAUAUACUUUCAUUUGUUUGCAGAUAAAGGCUCCAAGUUCCAGCAUACAGUACUUUAACUUUCUGAUGGCUACUGAAAGUCUUAUAAUUUAAGUGUGGCCUGUUUUCAUUUGCCCAGCCAAGGAUUACAUGGUCAAUAUCUGCUGGAGGUUUUUGUUUGUUUGUUUUUGUUUGUUUGCAGGUUUGAUUUGCGUUCAUUUGUGGGCAUGAGUUCUAGUAAUUAAUGAAGAUGCAAUUCAGCACAAUUUUUGUCAUUUUUUAAAAAAAACUUCAAUGGAUAAAUCUAUAAACUUUGUUUUAUGUAAAAAUGCUAAUGCCAAACUGACCAAAUGAAAUUGGACCUUGAAGCAGCCAUAUCAUCAUAUGCAUCAUAUCAAGGAGUUUUGUUAAAACUCUUCAAGAUUAUUAUGUAUGUUGAAAGGCAUUUCCACUAAAAAUGUAAAAAUAAUGGCAGAGCCAUAAUCCUACUUAGUUUUACUCAGAAUUAUAGUUGCCCCCAAGGGGUGUCCAGUUCUUUUUGUCAUAAACUUGAGGUACACUACUCUAUCCAUUAAGGCCAGAAUAGGCAGUCUUAGACUCUGCAGUGAUUUGAAUGAUACUUCUCACAAUCUCUUGCCUACCCCCGGUUUUGUUAUGAGAAUUGAAGCUCAAAGUAUAAUUUAUCCCUGCAUUAAUGACUCACUUUGAAGUUCGGGAUGUCUUUUGAAACCAAACAAUGCUACCAAUCAAAAUUUGCAGAAACAUGCUAUUAAUGCAUGUAAAUCGCUGAAGAAUUAUCCAGGUUUUCAGGGAUUUUUGACUUUGCUUGUUGAUUAGGUUUAUAGUCUGUCUUUCUAUCAAAAUGGUACACAAGGCAGCCCUCAAUACAUGGAGACAGAAUUUAAGAUGUAAUGAAAAAAAUAAAAAGUCAGUUAAACCCAUUAAAGUUAAAGCCUAUUUCCGCAACUUACAGUACUUUUAAUAGACUGACAGGUCAACUUGAAGGCUAAAUGACUGUUUUAGGAAUACCUUUGUGUGCCUAUAACAGAGGGGUGGGAUUAGAGGUGGAGAAACAUCAAAGAUGGAGCUGACUUUAUUCAAUAGUACUGGAGACAAUUUUGGAUAGGUCAGUUCUGCUAAUUAUCAGUUCACAUUUUAUUAUAUGAAAUGCACAUGGGCUACUUCUAAAAAAGCAAAUGUAUUCUCCAAAUCAACAUACGCAAAAAGUAUAUGCAUUGUUUAAUAGUAUGGUAUUUUUUCCCUAACAAAAUCUUGGUAUUUUUGAUUCAUUAUAUUUUACACAUUAUUUUUAUGUUCUUGCUAAUUACAUGGAUAUCAUUUUCAAAGAAUACAGCAACACUACAAAGAAGGGAGAUUUCACACUACAAAGAAGGGAAAUUUCUUGAAAAAUGAACUUUGAACAGGAAAGCAACUGAGCCCAGCUUUCUUUAUGUAUCAAAGAGCAGAAGUGGCAUAACAAUGGCAGAUUUUAACUCUGUUUUGUAUUGAAGAAAAAAUACCAAUCAUGAUGAAAUAUAUAUAUUUGGAAUAGAAUGCAAAAAAGGUAGUUGCAUAGUAAGGCAAAUGAAAGCCUAAGUCAUAUGUUUGCAAGUCAAAUGAAGAACAACAUUCCAUUUGGAUAUUAUACAGUAAGGCUAUUGGUCCCUUUCUUCCUAGUAUUAAACUGAUUUCAGCAGUAACACAACGUCAGGAAGUCAUAAAAAAGCAAUGUUUUGAGUGUGUACAUCUUUACUGAAAGAUGGGGGUAGGUGGGUAGUGUGAUCCCCAGGAGUUGUUGAAUUCUAUUGUCUACCAGCCCGGUCAGCAUGAAAAAUAUCAAGGGACAACUAGACUGGCAGACCAACCAAACCUAUAACAUAUCCUUGCCCAACAGAAUCCUGAUUGGUCCUUGGUGUUCAUUGAACUUGGUUGUUUUCUUGCAGAUGUUCAUUACCCAAACUAAGAAAACAACCAAGCUCAGAGAGCACCAAGGACUUCAUUUCAACCCUGAGCAACAAAUAUUCUCCUUUAUUUGAAUUUUGAUUAUUCUCAAAACAUUCUCUAAUACUUAAACUUCUAUCUUUACCGUUUUCAAGCAACCUCCUUAAGACUAAUUUACAGGCCAAAGUGUGAAGAUUAUCUGUUUUCAUUCCUCAAGUUCCCAGCCAUGGAUACGAGCAGUGCUCAAUUAAAAAGUUAGUUUGUUCUAUGAUUGAGAAAUGUAUGCGAAUGCAGCCACCACCUAGAAGUGCUACCCUUGUAUUUUUAAACAUAAUGUAGAAAGAAGUCGGUGGUCAAAUUAGAAGACGAGUCACAAAAUGGUGAAGCAAAAAGAAUGUAUGACUGAGUCUCGAGUUGAAUUGAGAACUUAGGCUGAAAAAUGCUUCCAACUGGUGGAAGCAUUGAUCAACAAUUUGGAGGGCUUGUAGAAAGCUUUAUAUAGGUAGGGACAGCAGGAUUCAGCAGAGAUAUUUAGCACAAUAGGACAAAAACGAAUUGAUUGGAUUUCAAUAGUAUUUUAAUUCUUUUAUUUAUAAUAGCAUUCCUGUGUUUUUUCUGAAGAUUUAACAAAAAAUUAAAUACAAAUUUGCGGAAGAAAAAAUCAGUUACCAAAGUUCUCAAUAUUUACUGUAACCAUUUUCACAUCAUUCCAUAAUUGUAAUUCAGCAGACUCUUUAUUUCAGGCGCUGUGGGCCAUUCCUUUACAUUGUCACGGCAUGAUUAUGAUUUUUCAAAGUUCUAGCCUUGAUUUACUUGGCUAAUACUUGCCAUCCAAAUGCAGGUUCUUUACACCAACCCCUCCAAGCUCAAAAUAGCUCCAGCAAGGUAACGGGUUAUACACAUACAUACAUAUAUACUUACAUUUAUUUCUCAGAUUUUAUUCUGUCCUUGCACUUUUUGUGUCAGAAGAAUUAUGACUUACAAAACCUACCAAUUUUCAUAGAAGUCCACAUGUUGGGACGGUUUCUAAUUCUAAUGGAAUCAUUGUGAACAAUUUUAUCCUGUUAUGCCAUGCAUGAAGUACUGUGAAUUCCCUCUUCAACACAAGAUUUGAGCAGAGUCCAUGAUUAAAAAUUUUGUGAUUACCACAAGCAGGGUACUACAUCAUGGGGAAAAAGUGGUAGGAGAACAUUUUGUUUUUGUUCUACUAUAUCAGCAGCACAGUUCUUGAAUAUUCUAUUCACAAAAAUUUAAUAAAAAGAAAAUGUUUAAAUUGGUUAUUAAAUAUUCUCUGCCAGCAUUUUUACCAAACAAAAAGAUCUGAUAUGUAAAGUGCACUUCUGAGCAAACAAAAAUCAAUGACGAUUGACGUCACUGGGAUCAAGAUUCAAUAGCCAUGGGUGUAAGUAUUAUCCAUUAAGCUGAAAGAACCAAGCUACACUUCGACCUAAUGCUGAAAUGUCAGUUUGUUUUUCUAAUGUCUGUUGAAUAAGCCACAUCAUGAACCGAGCAUAUAGAUGAACAAUGAAAGUAUGUUUUUUUUUUCCUUUUGUCUAAUGGUUGCUGUUCUCAUAAAAAUUGUGAAUACUUUGCAAAAUGCCUUUUCAUCUUUUAAGAACUGGUACUUAUGUAUUAUUUUAUUGCCAUAGGCUGACACUAGAAAUUAAGCAAGCAAGAUUAAUACUUUUCAGGCAUCAUAGGAAGAUACUUUGUUGGUCUGUGGAAUCAAAAAAAGUAAGUUUGGUAGCGCUUUUUAUGGUUAACAAAUCUGUAUUAAAAUUUGCUACCAGAUACCUCCUGAUUUUUUUUUUCAAUAUUCAGAUACUUUCAUCUAUUCUAUGCACCUGUUGCUGUUGUGCUUGGUGCUAAGUUUGUCAUCUUUUGCUGUGAGUUCGGCUUGUUGCUUCAUGGCUUUGCUAUGAAACUUGUAAGCAAAUCUGAAAAAAGUAAGAUGCCUUUUCAAAUGAAUUGAAGGAAUGCAUGACCGCUUUUCUACUGGAACCACCCAGCACUGACUUCAAGAGCAAUCUCACUCCUACUUCAGCCUUAACUACAGAUAGUCCUCAAUUUACCACCACAAUUGAGCCAAAAAUUUAUGUUGCUAAGACAGACAUUUAUUAAAUGAGUUUUGUGCCCUGUUUUACAAGCUUUCUUGCCACAGCUGAUAAGCGAAUGACUGCACUUGUUAAAUUAGUAAUAUGGUUGUUAAGUGAAUCUGGCUUCUCCAUUGACUGCUUGUCAGAAGGUUGUCAAAGAUGAUCACAUUAGGGGUGGGUUCUAAUUUUUUUUACUACCGGUUCUGUGGGUGUGGCUUAUUUUUGAGCAUAGCUUGAUGGUCAUGUGACAAUUCUUUAGGAUUUAGCAGAGGUACUGGUCUACCAGGCUUUUAACUGCUUGCAGAGCUGUACCGGUCUACCCAUUUGUUUUUUGAGGCACCAGUCUACUCGUUUGUUUUUGGAGGCAUUGGUCUACCCAUUUAUUUUUGCAGGAACCCAUCUACUCAUUUGUUUUUGGAGGUACCUGUCUACCACCACACUGCCUUUUAACACUGAUCAGCUGCAGGGCGGCCCUUUGAAGCCCCGCGGCAAGAGUUUAAACUGUUUUUUUCCUUCUAGCCGAUCAGCUGGGACUCAGGAGGCAGCAAUAGAUUGGGGGUGGGGCCAAAUAAAAGGUAAGAAUAACGCAGGGGGGGCAGAACCGGUUCGGUGACAUCAUAUCGUCACCGCUACCGGCUCUGUGGAACCGGGCCGAACUGGGAGGAACCCACCACUGGAUCACAUGACUCCCGGGACACUGCAACUGUCAUAAAUAUGAGUCAGUUACCAAGCGUCUGAAUUUUUACCCCAUUACCAUUGGGAUGCUGCAAUAGUGGUGUGAAAAAUUGUCAUAAGACAGUUUUUUCCAGUGCCGUUGUAACUUUGAACAGUCACUAAAUGAACUAUUGUAAGUCGAGGACUAGCUGUAAUGAUUUGGCAGACAGUCUUAGUUUUGUUUGUAUGCAGUAAAUCCCUGAGCCAUACGCAAUA
Messenger RNA from Pantherophis guttatus, 8028 nucleotides. It is a transcript of the gene PDE7B, whose product is annotated as phosphodiesterase 7B. Lineage: Eukaryota; Metazoa; Chordata; Lepidosauria; Squamata; Colubridae. The record is from RefSeq and is a predicted model, not a curated record. Gene Ontology annotation, molecular function: 3',5'-cyclic-nucleotide phosphodiesterase activity. Gene Ontology annotation, biological process: signal transduction.